UCGUCUUUGCGGUAUCAGAGACUUAACUCGAUGCGCCGGCGCUUCAACUACCCAGAUCGUGAAUCAUUGUCCCGAAUGACGAAUGAGGACGCACAAAAGAUUGUCCACGCUGUUAGCGUUUAUGAGUUUCCCCUCCUUUAUGAUCUGGCCCUUAAAUACGCAAUUUUCAAGUCUUAUGCGAUAGAUCAAAUCGGUAAUCUCCUGUAUAGAGUCAGUGAUCUUUCCCGGCCUACGGAAGCCUCCAAGCGCUACGAUGAUACGUCGGUCUUACUCACCAGCUUUGUCACUUUUGCCCCUGGAUCAGACACUCUAGCAAACAGCAUUGCUCGGACAAACUUCAUGCAUAAUCCGUACUUACAGUCCGGCAAGAUUAAGAACGAAGAUAUGCUGUACGUCCUUUUUGACAACAUGUAUGAGCCGGUUCGCUUCAUGAAACUGUAUGAGUGGCGAGAGUUGUCAGAUAUGGAGGUAGCAGCUUUCGCUACCGUAUGGAGGUACCUUGGCGACAUGAUGGAAAUUGAUUUCAAAGCCGAGCUAGGAAAAGACGAGUGGAAAGAUGGUAUUGAAUUCUUCGACGAUAUGGUCAUCUGGGCUAAGGAUUUCCAAAUGAAACACUUGGAGCCCUCACCAAGUAUCACUAAGCUUGGUGUAACAUUGAGAGAUCUGCUCUUGUCGGCUUAUCCUGAGUUUAUGCGAGGACCUAUGAACAAAAUUCUUAUGGUUCUCAUAGGCGAGCGCCUGCGAAAUGUUUUUGGUUUCGAUGAACCCGGAAUGUUGGAGACAUCCUUUACAUACACUUUCCUUCUUGUACGAAAGUUCAUCUUACGCUAUCUAACUCUACCCCGCAUAUUCCCCGAGCAAUACAUCAGUCAACCUGACGCCGUUACGGGGCGUAUUCAACAUUAUAAGUGGCUUAAAGAUCCUUGGUAUACGCCUGCUACUUUCUGGUCUCGUUGGGGCCCCGAAGCUUGGUUCCGACGCGCAUUUGGCCUCAAGAUUGCUGGAGAUGGUGGUGAAGGAAUGAGGCCAGGCGGCUUUUUAUUCGAGGAUAUCGGGCCACGCAACAAAAUGGGUAAAGGGAUGGAGGAGACAGCUCAACUGGCAAAAAUUGCGCAGACAAGAGUGGCUGCCGGAGGGUGUCCUUUCGCACUACCAAGGAAGUCUUAAACCAAACCGCAAGAAAAUUGGAUUGUUUUGCGCUCCUUCUAGACUGAAAUCAUGGAGGGUCGAUAUCGCGACCUAACCAAUUUUUUUAACAUGUCUCCCCAUGGGGAAAAAUAACCUUAGUAUACAAUCUAUUAAAUAGAAAAAGGGCAGAAAAGAAAAGAAAAGAAGCAAUAUAUUCUAUGACUAUCACGGACUCUUCGGUAUCAGCUAAGCGCUGCACUGACAGGAAGACCACUGCGUGACAGCGAAUUUAGCCUGGCUUUUACAGCCGAGUGACAUG
Trichoderma asperellum CBS 433.97 is the source of this 1447-nucleotide messenger RNA. RefSeq lists its product as uncharacterized. Lineage: Eukaryota; Fungi; Ascomycota; Sordariomycetes; Hypocreales; Hypocreaceae. Gene Ontology annotation, molecular function: oxidoreductase activity. The record is from RefSeq and is a predicted model, not a curated record.